This is a messenger RNA of Oryzias melastigma (Indian medaka), 462 nucleotides long. RefSeq names its product NADH dehydrogenase [ubiquinone] 1 beta subcomplex subunit 3. The transcript is spliced from 3 exons. Gene Ontology annotation, cellular component: mitochondrion. Gene Ontology annotation, biological process: electron transport chain; mitochondrial respiratory chain complex I assembly. The record is from RefSeq and is a predicted model, not a curated record. NCBI's taxonomy places the organism in Eukaryota, Metazoa, Chordata, Actinopteri, Beloniformes, Adrianichthyidae. The coding region runs from base 134 to 412 and encodes 92 amino acids.
UAAACUCUAGAGGGCGCGCUGAAAAUCGAGCUUCCGCUUUGUCGAGGAUUUGACCCUACCAGGCUACCGUACAUCUGCUGUAAAUCAGCUGGAGUUGUCGUAGUGUUUCAGAGGUCACAACAAACCUUUCGGCAUGGGAGGAGACCACGGCCACAGCAAGCUGUCCAUGCCGGACUGGAAGCAGUGGAAAACCGAAGGAACACCGCUGGAGUUCACCCAACAGAGGCUGGCUGCCAGAGGCCUGAAGGACCCAUGGGCACGCAACGAGGCGUGGAGAUACUCGGGCGGGUUUGCUCGGGCCGUGACCUUGUCUGACGUUCUGCUCAGAGGGUUUAAAUGGGGCUUUGCUGCUUUCACAGUCGCUCUGGCGAUCGAGUACGCUGUUUUUCCUCCUAAGAAGGGAGGCCACUGAAAAAGAAUUCUCUGUGUUUUCUGUCAAUAAACAUUUGAUUCUCAUGUAGA